AGCCCUUCUCUUUCUCACCUUUUCCUCCUUUCUAAAACAACUUCUCCUCUCCAAAAUCCUUCUCUCCAGUCUUUCUGAUCAGCAGUGGUUUUUCAUUCGUAUCAGCUUCUUUCUUUCUUUUUGCUUCGAACGUUGGUGGCCAUGGAAGAAGAAGGGAUGGUGGUGAACCAAGCGAGAGAGCAUCAGGAGCUGAUAGAUUUGCCCCCGGGCUUCAGGUUCCACCCCACGGACGAGGAGAUCAUAUCUCACUACCUCACUCCCAAGGUCCUGAACAGCUCCUUCUCCGCCAGUGCAAUCUCAGAAGUAGAUCUCAACAAGUGCGAGCCUUGGGACAUGCCAAAGAAAGCCAAGAUGGGUGAAAAAGAGUGGUACUUCUUUUGCCAGAAAGAUAGAAAGUACCCGACAGGGACUAGGACCAAUAGAGCCACGGAGUCUGGGUAUUGGAAGGCCACAGGCAAAGAUAAGGAGAUUUACAAAGGAAGAGGCAGGCUUGUGGGGAUGAAGAAGACCCUUGUUUUCUACAGGGGUCGAGCUCCCAAGGGAGAGAAGACCAACUGGGUCAUGCAUGAGUACAGGUUGGAGGGAAAAUUGGCUUACUACAAUCUCUCCAGGGCCGCCAAGGAUGAAUGGGUGGUGAGUAGGGUUUUCCACAAGAGCACAGGCAUCAAGAAAGCUCCAUCUCCAGGCCUGCUCACAAGAAUCAAUUCUUAUGUUGAUGACUUGUUGGAUAUGUCUUCGCCCCCGCCGCCACUCAUGGAGCCUUCUUCGAGCAGACCGAGCUCUAGCUUCACCGACGGGGAAAAUGAACUGAAGGGCGUGAUAAAUUCGGUCCCAAGAGUGCCGGAUGGGAACACCGGUUACUUUUAUUUUCCAGCAAAUUCGACCGAAGACCAGCACCAAGUACUACUGCAGCAACAACAAGAUCAUAUGAGUUGCUAUAAUAUGAUGAACCCAAGUAUCGAUGCAAGUCACUGCCCUCCACAAUUGUCAAGUUAUCCUCCUCUCUUUCCCUCUCAUUGGUCUACGAAUCCUGAUGAGUACUUGCUCCAAGGAAGAAGCGACAUGAUAUCAAGCUUUGGCGGUGCGGGUCUUAGCCGUGGGAGUGCCAAUCAUGCUCUUCUAAGAGCAAUAAGGGCAAAUUUGGAGACAUCGAACCUUCAGCAUAACAAGCAGUGCAAAGUGGAGCAGUUUUCAUCUAAUCAUUCUAUGGUUAGUCUAUCUCAGGACACCGGGCUCAGCACGGAUGUUAACAAUGAGAUAUCAUCUGUAGCCAUCUCCAAGCGAGAGGUGGGAAGCGGCGAUACAUUUGAAGACCUCGAGGGUUUAUCAUCAGUAGGCCCAAUUCAAGAUUUUGAUUUUUGGGACUUCUGAUCAAGAUGGCGAAACAUAGACAGCAUCAUAUAGAGAUGAUUAAUUUAGAACUAUGAUCCACUAGGUAUUAUUUAGUUUUUCAGGUUCAUGGAUCCUUAUAUUCCUGUACAUAAAAUAUUCCCAAUGUCCAACACCUUUUAGAUUCUUCUUUUAUUGAUGGAUCAGAGGGAACGUGUUACGUGAUUACAAUCUUAUGGACCUUUUAUGUAAAUUAUUAUUUCCCUUAUUGUGAUUUUGCAGCUCUA
Syzygium oleosum is the source of this 1616-nucleotide messenger RNA. RefSeq names its product NAC domain-containing protein 46-like. The record is from RefSeq and is a predicted model, not a curated record. The coding region runs from base 142 to 1371 and encodes 409 amino acids. Gene Ontology annotation, biological process: regulation of DNA-templated transcription. Gene Ontology annotation, molecular function: DNA binding. The transcript has 3 exons. NCBI's taxonomy places the organism in Eukaryota, Viridiplantae, Streptophyta, Magnoliopsida, Myrtales, Myrtaceae.